AUGCCUUUUUCCUUCUUUCUUCCUUAUGUCUUUUUCUUUCUUUCUUUCUUUUUCUUUCUUUCUUAUGUCUUUUUCUUCCUUAUUUUAUUUUUUCUUUCUUUCUUUUAUCUCAUUCUUUCGUAUGAUUUUUUCUUUCUUUCUUUCUUUCUUUCUUUCUUUCUUUCUUUCCUUAUAUCUUUUUCCUUUAUUCUUUCUUAUGUCUUUUUCUUUUUUUCUUUCUUUCUUUCUUAUGUCAUCUUUCUUUCUUUCCUUAUGUCUUUUUCCUACUUUCUUUCUUAUGUGUUUUCUUUCUUUCUUUCUUUCUUUCUUUUUCUUUCUUUCUUAUGUCUUUUUCUUUUUUACUUUCUUUUUUCUUUCUUUCUUAUAACUCUUUCUUUUUUCUCUUUUCUUUCUUUCUUUCUUAUGUUUUCUUUCUUUCUUUCUUUCUUUCUUUCUUACUUUCUUAUUUUUUUUCUUUUGUCAUUUUCCUUUUCUCUAAUAUUAUUCUUUCUUUUUAAUUAUUUCUCUUCUUUCUUUUCAUCGUUAUCCUUGACCGUUUCCUUCUUUCACUCUUAUAUUUAUCUCUUUCAUUUAUCGUUAUUUUCUUCUUCUUUUUUCUAUUUUUGUUUGAUCUUUUUUCUUCUUUCCUUCUUUUUCUUUCAUUUUUUUUUAUUUCUUUUUCCUCUAUUAUUUUUUCUUUCUUUUCUCAUUUUUUUCGCAUAUAUCUUCUUACUUUCCUUUUCUUUAUAUCCCUCUCUAAUAUAUCCGCUCUUCUCUGACUGUUUCUUUCGACGACCCUUUCUUUCUCACUUUUCAAUAAUCUUCUUUCCCUUCUGUCUCGCUUUUCUCACGCUUCAUUUUCAACCCUCUAUCUUUUUUAUCCUCUCCUCUCAAUAUUCCUUUCUUUCGCCAUGUUCGUCUUCACUUUCGAUACCACAUGCGCUAACUACGAACCUACUCUUAUAUUUAAAUAUCCCCCCCAUAUUUAUUGUUCCUGUCUGUUACUCUCCCGAUCUUAAUUCCUGUUUCCCUAUCGACCUUCUCUCCAAAUUUUUGCCACACAAUCUUCCUCCUCCUCUUUCCUUUCACUUUCUCCUCCGUUAUUCCAAUCUUAUUUGUCUUUGCAAGCCUCAUUCAUUGAUAAUCCAUAAUGAUAUUCCAAAUCCUUCUCUACCGCUCACCCAUCCAACUAGUCCUCACCCCAGAAAGUAG
Messenger RNA from Acanthosepion pharaonis, 1191 nucleotides. The record is from the annotation of a GenBank genome assembly. Lineage: Eukaryota; Metazoa; Mollusca; Cephalopoda; Sepiida; Sepiidae.